Messenger RNA from Gymnogyps californianus (California condor), 1637 nucleotides. It is a transcript of the gene NUP42, whose product is annotated as nucleoporin 42. The record is from RefSeq and is a predicted model, not a curated record. The coding region runs from base 1 to 1293 and encodes 430 amino acids. Gene Ontology annotation, cellular component: nuclear envelope. The transcript is spliced from 7 exons. NCBI's taxonomy places the organism in Eukaryota, Metazoa, Chordata, Aves, Accipitriformes, Cathartidae. Gene Ontology annotation, molecular function: nuclear export signal receptor activity; metal ion binding.
AUGGCUAUCUGUCAGUUCUUCCUUCAGGGCCGCUGCCGCUUCGGCGAGAGGUGCUGGAACGAGCAUCCCCGCGGCGGCGGCGGCGGCGGCGGGCGCUACGGGCCCUCCGCACCCCACUACCAAGGUACUAGCAGAGGAGGAGGAGGAGGAUGGGGUACCGCUAACCAGAGAUACACUAAUGUUAUCCAGCCAUCUACCUUUAAGUCUAAUACAUGGGGUGGCAGCAGAGAUCACGGAAGAGGAUUUUUUGGCUCCUCUGAUUUUGGAUCAUCAGGCGGCGGCAGCAGCAGAAAUGCAGACUUUUCGCAGAACAGAUUCUCUGCACUAGUGAACAGUCAAAAUAUUGCUGAUGGCUAUAAAGAUGAAGAGGAGAGACUUCUCGACUGUGUAGCGAAAGACAUGGAAAUUUGGGAAUCUUCAGGACAAUGGAUAUUUUCGUCUUAUUCACCGAUGAAAGAAAAGCCGAAUGUCUCAGGCUUUCCAGAUUUCUCGCCAGAAGAGUUGCGUCUGGAGUAUUAUAACUGCAGAGCAAACAAUAACAUUCAGAACUAUAUAAAUUCUGUCGAACAGUUAGCGAAACAAUGGAAAAAUCGGCUGCUUCAGUUGAAAGCUUUAAAUGCAUCGACAAAAGCAGCUUUGCUAUCUGAAUUAAAGAACACGGUCACUCAACCAGUGCCUUCCUUUGGAUUUGGAGGACAGCAAACAUCAAGCUUUGGGUCGUCAAGCUUUCCUGUGAACAGCAGCAGUAACAGUGCUAGCAGUUUCUCCUUUAAAACAAGUUCCAGUCUCAUCAGUGCAUCAUCUGGAAACACCCCUGCUUUUGGGAGCUCUUCUGCUGCUUGUAAUCCUCCUGCAUUUGGUGUGACGUCCUCUCCUAGCGUAUCCCAUUCUGUUGGUUUUGGCAGCCCAGCGGCUCCAUCUGCAGCCUCCUUCUCAUUUAAAACUUCUGAAACGACUAGUGGUUUUGGAACUUCUGGGUUUUCAGGGUUUGGCAAUUCUUCUGCUGUGAACUCUUCAAGCACCACUCCGCUUACAGCCUUUGGAGCUUUUAGUGCAGCAGUAGCAGCUUCUCCCUCACAUUCAAGCAGUACUUUAUUUGGACAGACUGCCAGCGCCUCUGGACAUAGCAUAACAUCAGCAUCUUCUACAGUCACAAACAAUACUACAUCAGAAAAGUUGUUUACACCAAAGAGUGAAUUAUCAAGUGAGGAGUUGAAACAAUUUGAAGCAAAAAAGUUUACGAUGGGAAAGAUUCCUCUUAAGCCACCACCAUUAGAACUUUUAAAUGUUUAGGACUUUUAAGUUUAUUCUGAAAUAACAUGUUUUUGUAACUUCUGAUACCUCAACUACACAAUUGUGUGGUUGAGUGAUGAAAUAUAAUGCUUCCAUUUGAGUUAAUUUUCAUUUCAUCUCUAAGUCUUCUGCAAUAAUAAACUCACGGGUAUAAACCUUUGAACAUUGUAUUUUAUCAUUUCUUGGUUAUUUUGGAAUGGACCUUUUACGUCCAAGAAAUGAACUCAUGAAAAUAAAAUUUUAAGUUCCCUUUUAUAUUCUGUACUGUGAAAAACUAUAUUAAAAAGGCUUUGUCAAAAGUAAGAAUGCUUUGGUGAUGUAUUCACAGCCUACUGUGAGUAGAA